AUGGCAAGUACAGGUAGUCCAUCUAAUGUAUAUGAUGAAAAGGGCACUGUACUCUACCGUGCAGUCCCCUGCACCUCAACCGGUGUUGCGGAUGAAAAUGAAAAUCAAACCAACACAGCGGCUGUAGAUUGCUCCUCCACCGUCAUACUAAACAAUUCCACUAAAGCCAUUCAUGCCACACACACAUUCGCCACUCCCCCACGUUCAAACAAAUCCACACUCGCAGCGGCAACUCUACCAGACGCGACGACAACAGUUGCCGCUGCGAGUGGAAAAAAUAAUACAGUGAGUGGAAGUACGGCGGCUCCCAUCACUGAAGCACUCAAUCUCACUCCAAACAGUAUGACCGCAGAACAGGCGUUAGCACGACUCUUCCCACCCGUACCACUCCAACAACAACAACAAGAUGGAAAAGAAAAAGACAGUGAGUUAACAUGGAUGAAGGUGGCAGAUAUUGAACACACCAGUAGACUUGACGCGGUAUGUCUACGAGAACACCUGGAAAGACGUUGUAAAGAAGAAAACGCCCGUCCCACUGGUGUUGUCUGUAUGAUUCGUGAAGGUAUUUACACCGAUGGUUUACGUGAAGUGAUUCGUCAGGUGACUGUGUUGUGCCCAGAGCGGGGUUUACUACUCGCGGAACUCGCCACAGAGAUGCAGCAGACAACUAACACAUAUGAUAUUCUCUUUGACAGUGCCUGUCAGUAUGCCGUGCGAAAAGCAAUUGAACGGGAUCUGCGGAGUUACUUGUUUGAUGAGAAGAUAUCUCUUGAGAGUGAAGUACGUCGACUGGAAAAUCGCGUAAAUGAACUGCGGGCGAAACAUGAUGGGAUGACGAAACGCUUUGAGGAACAAAAACAGGCAGAACUGAAUCGAUAUGAAGAGGAAGUAAAAUAUCUCAAAAAGGCGAAUCAGCAAAUUGUAAAUGAGAUUAAACGUAUUACAGCCUUAGAGAAAUCAGCAGCGGCAGCAGCGGCGGCAGCAGCAGCACAUGCAUCCGCACAGAAAAGUGCAUAA
Trypanosoma theileri is the source of this 1017-nucleotide messenger RNA. RefSeq names its product dynein arm light chain, axonemal. Lineage: Eukaryota; Euglenozoa; Kinetoplastea; Trypanosomatida; Trypanosomatidae. The record is from RefSeq and is a predicted model, not a curated record. Gene Ontology annotation, molecular function: dynein heavy chain binding. Gene Ontology annotation, cellular component: axoneme. The coding region runs from base 1 to 1017 and encodes 338 amino acids. The transcript has a single exon.